GGUGAGGGAGGUCGAUUACAGUUCUGCUCCCAGCCUGACACAGUUUGGGAAAACCCAGAUCAGAGGACGAAGUAGGUGUCAGGGCCUCAGAGGUCUGGAAACGCCUAUGGCUCCAGCAAAUCUUGGGGCCCUGAGGAGGUAGGGGGACAAGCUAGGUGGAAAGGGUGAAUAGCAGGAGGGGUCGGUGGCGAUCCCACUGUGGAUCAAGGAGAGAAGUGUGCUUUUGCCCCGAAAAAAGUUCAUCUUCCAUUACACGAACAUGCGCUGGGCAAGGGGUCGGCAUGAGACAUACCUGUGCUUUGUAGUGAAGAGGCGAGUUGGACCGGACUCCUUAACCUUUGACUUUGGACACCUCCGUAAUCGCAGUGGCUGCCAUGUAGAGCUGCUGUUCCUGCGCUACCUGGAAGCCUUGUGCCCUGGUUUAUGGGGAUGUGGAGGUACUGGAGAGAGGAGGCUCAGUUACUCCAUCACCUGGUUCUGCUCCUGGUCUCCCUGUGCCAACUGUUCAGUCAGACUGUCCCAGUUCUUCAGCCGGACGCCCAACCUUCGCCUCAGGAUCUUCGUCUCUCGCCUUUACUUCUGUGACAUGGAGAACAGCCGUGAAAGAGAUGGCUUAAGAAUGCUGAAAAAAGCUGGCGUGCAGACAACAGUCAUGAGUUAUAAAGACUACUUCUAUUGCUGGCAGACCUUUGUGGAUCGUAAGAAGAGCAACUUCAAGCCCUGGGAAGAUCUGCACCAAAACUCUGUUCGGCUUGCCAGAAAACUCAACCGCAUCAUGCAGCCUUGUGAAACAGAAGACUUUAGAGAUGCCUUCGAACUUCUUGGACUGUGAAAAAGUACCUGUGACAUCCUUUGGUGUUGCCAUUAAGUAUAUCAUUAAGUCUAUAGAGAAAAAGACAUGUCUGUGUUUGUCCAUCACUACAACGGCUAAACUGAGAAUGAGAAAGACUGAGAAAAUAUAGCUUUCACGUUGUGGCAAGGCUUGUAAUGUUAGGUAGCGGCUGCUUGCUGUUUCUGCAGUAGGGUAUGUUCAUGUGAAAUAAAACAAUGAGAUAAUGUC
Molecule: messenger RNA, 1060 nt
Organism: Cottoperca gobio
Lineage: Eukaryota; Metazoa; Chordata; Actinopteri; Perciformes; Bovichtidae
Gene: aicda
Product: activation-induced cytidine deaminase
Exons: 5
Coding region: 260-832 (190 amino acids)
Biological process (GO): cytidine to uridine editing
Cellular component (GO): nucleus; cytoplasm
Molecular function (GO): RNA binding; zinc ion binding; cytidine deaminase activity
Source: RefSeq, a predicted model, not a curated record